Budorcas taxicolor (takin) is the source of this 2738-nucleotide messenger RNA. It is a transcript of the gene GCC1, whose product is annotated as GRIP and coiled-coil domain containing 1. The coding region runs from base 201 to 2528 and encodes 775 amino acids. The record is from RefSeq and is a predicted model, not a curated record. The transcript is spliced from 2 exons. Gene Ontology annotation, cellular component: Golgi apparatus. Lineage: Eukaryota; Metazoa; Chordata; Mammalia; Artiodactyla; Bovidae.
GCCCUCCUGUCUGGGACCUGGCAAGCGUUUCUGCCCGGCUGCCCCGCCGCCCUGCAUCCGGUCUCAGCCAGCUGCUUGGAGCGGAUGUGCGGCAGAGGGGGACAGCUAUCUCCCCGUCGCAUACAACCCCUGCUAGCAUCUUCGUGACGCUCUCCCAGCCUGUCCAAACCCUGGCCUGGAGCAACCCGUCCUGAACCCUCAUGGAGAAGUUUGGAAUGAAUUUCGGGGGCGGCCCAAGCAAGAAGGACCUGCUGGAGAUCAUUGAGACUCAGAAGAAGCAGCUCCUCCAGUACCAAACACGUCUCAAGGAUGUAGUCCUUGCCUAUAAAAGUCUGCUGAAGGAGAAAGAGGCGCUGGAGGCCAGCAUUAAGGUACUGUCUGUAUCCCACGAGGCGGAUGUGGGCCUCGCAGGUGUGCAGCCUCAAGGCCUCACCUUUCCUGACUCUGUGGAUGACCGAUGCUCCACUCACAGCGAGGAUAGCACAGGGACCGCCGCCAGCCUGGAUACUGCGGCCAGUCUCACCAGCACCAAGGGUGAGUUUGGGGUAGAAGAUGACAGACUGGCCCGUGGACCACCACCUCCAAAGUUGGAAGAGGCCAGCGGGUCAGAGAGUGGCGUUAGCAGUAGUAGUGGGGACGGACCAUCUGGGGGUGGGGAGGUGGACAAACGACUGCACCAGCUGAAGACUCAGUUGGCUACUUUGACCAGCUCUUUGGCUACAGUCACCCAGGAGAAGUCCCGCAUGGAAGCUUCUUACCUGGCGGACAAAAAGAAGAUGAAGCAGGACUUAGAGGAUGCCAGUAAGAAAGCAGAGGAGGAGAGGGGCCGGCUGGAGGGAGAACUGAAGGGGCUUCAGGAACAGAUAGCAGAAACCAAAGCCCGGCUUAUCACGCAGCAACACGAUCGGGCCCAAGAGCAGAGCGACCAUGCCUUGAUGCUGCGUGAGCUCCAGAAACUGCUGCAGGAGGAGAGGGCCCAGCGCCAGGACUUGGAGCUUCGGUUGGAAGAGACUCGGGAAGCUCUGGCCGGGCGGGCCUAUGCAGCUGGUCAGAUGGAAGGGUUUGAACUGCAGACCAAGCAGCUGACCCGUGAGGUGGAAGAGCUGAAAGGUGAGCUUCAGGCUCUUCGAGAUGAGAAGAAUCAGCCUGACCCCCGGCUGAAGGAGCUUCAAGAAGAGGCUGCCUGCCUUAAGAGCCAUUUCCAGGCUCAGUUGCAGCAGGAAAUGAGAAAGACAGCCCUCGCUGAGGAUCAGCUGCGUCAGCAGUCGCAGUUGGAAGAGCAGAGGGUGGCGGCCCUGGAGAAUCAAAUAUCCCAGGUGUCGGAAUUGCUGGGCACCUACGAGAAAGCCAAGCAGAAGGACCAGCUGGCCAUCCAGAAGCUGAAGGAGCGCAUUCUGCAGCUGGACCUGGAGAACAAAACCCUGGCUCUAGCGGCCUCCAGCCGGUCCCCUCUGGACAGCCAUGGAGAGGAGUCCAGUCUGGAUGUCAACGUCCUGAAGGACAAGAUGGAGAAGCUGAAGAGGCUGCUGCAGGUGGCGGCCAGGAAGAGCCAGGUGACCCUGGAUGUGGAGAAGCUCUGCGACCUGGAGAUAAUGCCCAGCUCUGAGGCUGCUGAUGGGGAGAAGGCCACAGCGCUCUACUACCAGCAGGAGCUGAAACAGCUGAAGGAGGAAUUUGAGAGGUACAAGAUGCGGGCCCAGGUGGUCCUCAAGAGCAAGAACGUCAAAGACGGGAACCUCGGCAAGGAGCUGGAGGAAGCCCGGGAGCAGCUGGCUGAGCUGAAGGAGAAGUACAUCUCGCUGCGGCUGUCCUGCGAGGAGCUGGAGCGCCAGCACCAGCAGGAGGCCGAGGGCUGGAAGCAGGAGCUGGCCCGGCUGCAGCAUGGCCACCGGCAGGAGCUGGAGCGGAGCCAGCUGGACUUCCGGGACCGCACACUGAAGCUGGAGGAGGAGCUGCACAAGCAGCGGGACCGGGCUCUGGCUGUGCUGGCUGAGAAGGACCUGGAGCUGGAGCAGCUGCGGUCCGUGGCCUUGUCCUCUGGGCUGCCGGGGCGCAGAAGCCCCGUGGGUGGCGCGGGCCCCAGGGACCAGGCGGACACCUCCACCCCGGACAGCUUGACCCAAGCCCUGCAGCUCGCUGCGGCCAGCGAGCCCACUUUCUUCCUGUAUGCCGAGCAGCUGGCCCGCAAGGAGGUGGAGAUCGCGUCGCUGAGGAAACAGAAGCACCGGCUGGAGGUGGAAGUCCAUCGGCUGCAGGACCGCUUGCUGGAGGAGGGGGAGCGACAUCGGGAGGAGGUGGGAGCCCUGCAGAGCCACAUCGCGAAGCACAGCAGGGACCAGAGUCGGGAGGGGGCCAACCUGGAGUACCUCAAGAACAUCAUCUAUCGCUUCCUGACCUUGCCAGACGCCCUGGGCCGCCAGCAGACGCUCACUGCCAUCCUGACCAUCUUGCACUUCAGUCCAGAGGAGAAGCAAGCGAUCAUGCGGCUCCCAGCUGGUGGUGGUUGGUGGCCCUCUGGCAAGAGAUGAUGCCAUUUUCACUCCUCCGAUUUCUGUGCCUCGUCUGUGAGAAGGGACAGGCUCUGGUUUCUCCCACCCCUUCUCUUAUGUCUCCGUCUCGUUUCUUCACUGUGUUGACCUGGGAGGAAUCCUCAGUGUGGGAUGGGAUCUUCUGUCAAAUGCCAUUAAUGCCAUUUUAUCCUUGGGCCCCAGAGAUACUGAAAGUGUUGGGACAGCAUC